Molecule: messenger RNA, 3199 nt
Organism: Rhincodon typus (whale shark)
Lineage: Eukaryota; Metazoa; Chordata; Chondrichthyes; Orectolobiformes; Rhincodontidae
Product: zinc finger protein 391-like
Exons: 2
Coding region: 597-1202 (201 amino acids)
Biological process (GO): regulation of transcription by RNA polymerase II
Cellular component (GO): PcG protein complex; transcription regulator complex
Molecular function (GO): DNA-binding transcription factor activity, RNA polymerase II-specific; RNA polymerase II cis-regulatory region sequence-specific DNA binding
Source: RefSeq, a predicted model, not a curated record
ACAGGGAAUAAAUUCCCUGACCAGAAAGUCAGUUUCAGUAAAUUACAGACCAGGAGUGGUUGGUUCAAAGCUUGCAGUUUUAUGGGCACUGAAGUAAGAAGAAUUCAAAGUUCAGAAGAAAGAACUGAGAAAAGUCAGCUGAAUUACAUGAGAAGAUUUGAGGCAGACCUCUCUGGAUUUGGGUCUGUAAAGUGAUGGUUUAUGGAAAGGAUUGCACCGUUCUAACCAAAGAAUACAGAGUGGAUAGAUAUUUCAGAUAGAUGCUCGACCAUCACAGAAGGAACAAUUGUACAACGCUGGAAGGACAUCCAGUCCCUUCACAGCAUGGCAGUGAAACCAUCAUCUGGAAAUCGGUCAGAUCAGGGAGGUUUGACUUAUCAUCAGAUCUGAAACUGGUCAGUGGUGUGGAGCCUUCCAUCAGAGCCAACCUUUCUGAAGGUUUGGCUGAGGGUGAUCGGUCAGGGAGAGACUGGGAAGAAGUGUGAGUGGCUCCAAGUGUGGUGAGAGCUUCAUUCAUUCAUCAAACAUCAAAGUGUCCUACAAUUCUUUUAAUAACAAUGCAUUUGUGGUAUACCUGUUAAUGAAAGGACAACAUCAUGGAAGAGAAACGCUUCAAGUGUGAGGUUUGUGACAAAGCUUUUGUGAAAUCUACUCAUCUCCUGAUACACCAGAGAAUUCACACAGGGGAGAAACCAUUCAGGUGUCAGGUAUGUCAGGCGGCUUUCACCCAAUCCUCCCACCUCCUGACCCACCAGAGGUUUCACACAGGAGAAAAACCAUUCACAUGUCAGGUUUGUAAUAAAUCAUUCUCGCAGUCAUCAGGUCUCCACACACACCAACGUGUUCACACAGGGGAGAAACCGUACAUGUGCAAAGUGUGUGACAAAUCAUUCUCAGUGUCAUCUGCUCUCCGCAGGCACCAGCAGAUUCACACAGGGGAAAAGCCAUUUGUGUGCAAGAUUUGUGAUAAAUCAUUCUCACGGUCAACAGGCCUCCGUGAACAUCAACGCACUCACACAGGGGAGACACCGUACACUUGUGAGAUGUGUGACAAAUCAUUUUCACGGUCAGGGAACCUCCGCACACACCAACGCAACCACACUCGGGAGAAGCUGUUCAAGUGCAAGGUUUGUGACAUAUCAUUUUCAACAUCGUUGAAACUCUGUGAACACCAAUGUAGUCACAGGGGGGAAAUCAUUUAAUUUCUGAGGUAUGUGACAAAUCAUUCUCAGGUUCAUGAAACUUUCAUAAACAUCAAUGCAUUCACACAAGAUAUACAAGCAAGGGAAGCAGAUGUAUGUCACCAACAUGCUGUUGGGAGCUGUACUCUCUCUGAAGGAAGUUGAUGCUGCGAGAGUAUGGAACCUUCCAAAUUUAUCCAGCAACUGUAUGAAAUGCUCUGAGAUCAUCAGCUCAGCAGAGACAUUGAGUCUGACAUACAAACAUUUUCCUCAGAUUAUGGAAACUACACAAUGAAAUGCAACUCUUCAAAUGUUACCGGAAGUUGUGAUGAAAAGAUGGCCUGAAACCAUCAGAGACACCCCUGUGACUGAGUAUUGGACAGGGAUGAAGUGAUCACCCAAGGUGGUAUUUUAUACAAAGGAAGCAGGGUCAUUAUUCCAAAGAGAUGCUGAAGCAAAUCCCAUACAAACCACUAAGGAAUUAAGUCAAGUCUGAGGAAAGAAAGAGUAGUCAUCUACUGACCAAACGUGAGCAAUGAGAUGAAGGACCACAUCAGCCAAUGCAGCGCUUGUAAUGAACAUCAAACUAAACAAUUUAAAGAGCUGCUCAUGACUCGUGACAUUCCCAGACAGCCCAUGGAUGAAGCACGGAGUACAGCUCUUCAUUGACAGUGGAACUGAUUUUCUUGUCACAGUUGGUGAUUAUUCAGGCAGCAGGGAGUUAGAGCAGCUGAUGUUGGCGACAGUGAGAUUGUAGAAUAUCUGAAAGCACAUGACAUUCCUGACAUUGUGAUGAGUGACAAUGACCUCAGUUCAUGAGUGAAGAAUUCAGACACUUCAUGAAUGAUUGGAAAAUCCAGGACCACACAUCAUCUCCACACAACCCCAGUCAAAUGGAAAGGCUGAGACCAAGGUGAAAAUUGCCAAAGGAUUGUCAAAAAAAUCCUCUUGAUUCAGCACAGAUGUGUACAGUGCAAUCUGAGGGGAGGAAACACACUGCCUGAAGGCAGGGAAAGUUGUUUAGUCUGGCGACAAAUGUCACAAUGCACCCACAAUACUCAAUAACUAAAAAUCCAUUGAGAUCAGAGUAUUGACAGUGGAGACAGUGGCAUAAUGGUUCUGUCACUCAUAAUCGAGAACAUAUUCUGGUGACAAGGGUUUGAUUCUCAUGGUAGAUGAUGAAAUCUGAAUUCAGUAAAUAUCUAGAAUAAAGAAAAACUAGUCUAAAUGAUAAUCAUGCAACAAUUGUCAUGAACUUCACCCCCCACCGCGCCCUGCAGUUCAUUGACACAUUUGCCAUCUUUACCUGGUCUGACCUAUGUGUGACUCCAGAUUUACAGAGCAAUUGGUUGACUGUCAACUGCUCUCUCAGCAAUAAAUUAUGGACUAGCCAGGAACACCAAAUCCCAAUUGAUUUUAAACAGUGUAACAUGAUCAAAGUGGUAAUUAGCUAAAUUUCUUUUCAGCAGGACUGCCAAAUAGUUGUUUGAAUUGCAUGUUGGGAGCUACUUGGAGUGCCAACAUUCAAUACACUCAACAAAUGAGAGGUCACUUAGGUACUAGGGACCUGUGUUCUGAAACUGUCACCUCAAUUGUACACACUGCACUUGAACAAUCAGAUGCACCAUUGUACCUGAAGACAUCUAUUUCCACUUGGAGAAGCUCCUCCGUCACACAGUUAGCUGACGAGGCAGGUCUGAUUUCAUUGACUGAGGAACUGAAUGACCAUCAGUCACAAAGGUCAACCAUUUACCAACAAAUUGGCAACAACAACAUUCUCCAGAGAGGCAACGUCACCUCAGGAACCAGCAGAUGCCAAAUGAACAGCCAACAAUUCAUUGGCAUGCCUUAAGAAGACUCAGUGCUUUAAAGAUUAUCGGAGUAAUAUUGUGCAGAAACAGACAAAAUUGAAAUAGACUGAAGUUUUCUUUCUUGAUCUGUAGUAAUUUUCAUGAUAGAAUAUAUAUAUGUGGAUCAUAUUGUAAAUACUGUAUAUAAUUUAUUUUUCUUUCCAUAAA